This is a messenger RNA of Trichoderma breve, 975 nucleotides long. RefSeq names its product zinc-binding dehydrogenase domain-containing protein. Gene Ontology annotation, molecular function: zinc ion binding; quinone reductase (NADPH) activity. Gene Ontology annotation, biological process: cellular response to oxidative stress. The record is from RefSeq and is a predicted model, not a curated record. Bases 1 to 975 code for a protein of 324 amino acids. NCBI's taxonomy places the organism in Eukaryota, Fungi, Ascomycota, Sordariomycetes, Hypocreales, Hypocreaceae. The transcript has 2 exons. Gene Ontology annotation, cellular component: cytoplasm.
AUGAAGGCCGUCCAGAUCGCCAAAAAUGGCGGCCCCGAAGUCCUCGAAUACAACGACAUCCCUGUGCCUAAACCCUCCGCGGGCCAGAUCCUAGUCAAGAACCACUUCGCCGGCGUCAACUACAUCGACACCUACUUCCGCGCCGGCCUCUAUCCCGCGCCCUUCUUCCCCUUGACCAUGGGCCGCGAGGCUUCAGGCGAGGUCGUGGCCGUCCACGACUCCGUCUCCAGGUUCGCGCCCGGAACCCGCGUCGCUUACAUGGCCGGCGGAGAGUCUGCGACUUACGCCGAGUAUACCGCCGUGGACGCCGAGAAGGUCGUGGCCAUCCCCGAGGGUUUGUCCAGCGAGCACGCCGCGGCGAUUUACCUGCAAGGGCUGACGGCCUGGACGUUUAUUCGCGAGGCGGGCGAGGUCAAGGCCGGCCAGUGGACGCUGGUGCAUGCUGCGGCGGGAGGCGUGGGCACGCUGUUGGUGCAGAUGCUCAAGAGCGUUGGGGCCAAGAUCAUUGCGACGGCGAGCACGGAUGAGAAGCUUGCGCUGGCCAAGAAGCACGGUGCGGAUUAUCUCGUCAACUCCAACGAUGACAUUGUCAGCAAGGUCAAGGAGAUUACGGGCGGUCACGGCAUCGACGCCAUCUUUGACGGUGUUGGCAAGGCGACGUUUGAUGCCGAUCUGCAGAUGAUUGCUCUCAAGGGCCACCUCAUCUCAUUCGGCAACGCUUCUGGAGCUGUCCCCCCUGUCAACAUCCUGCAGCUCGGCCCCAAAAACGUCAAGCUCAUGAGACCCAUCGUCAAUGGCUACGUCUCUGAAAGAGCAGACCUUGAAAGGUACACGUCCGAGCUCUUUGACCUUGUCAUCUCCAAGAAGCUAGAGGUCAACAUCCACAACAUCUACUCCCUCAAGGAUGCCGCCCAGGCGCACAUUGAUCUAGAAAGCAGAAAGACAACGGGCAAGCUCCUGAUCAAGAUCAACUAG